AGGAAGUAGCUACAAGUAAGUUAAAAUGAGGAAGCUCACUAAAAGUUCUACUUAAAUAGAACUGCUUUUUAGGUCUGUGACAAGUUUAUGUAAUUGGAUUUAGAGAGUGGACUUCCAGCAUUAAGUUCUAGAUAAAAGUCACCUGAGUCAUUGGGUUUAAAGAUUCUUUCUUUCUUGAGGCAGUGGUCUAAGAAUUACUGCAGCGUUUGAACUAUCCACUGAGUUUUUGGCCAUACCACAUCCUGUCGAGCUAAACAGAGCUUCAACAUGGUUGCCACAGCGCAGUCACACAGCCUCAAGUAGAAGAGUUGAAGACUGUAAUUAAGGUUACGAGUGAGUAGGACUUCUAGGGGCAGUCAGAGGUGAGUGAGCAGUCAUGGCAGACGAGGUGCAAGGCUUGUCCUUUUUCUAUGGCAACAUCACUCGAGAGGAAGCUGAGGACUAUCUGAGGCAAGCAGGCAUGAGCAACGGCCUCUACCUGCUCCGUCAGAGCCGUAACUACCUGUGUGGAUUCGCACUGUCCGUGGCCUACAACCAUCAGUGCUACCACUACACCAUUGAGAGGGAGUUGAAUGAGACAUAUGCCAUAGCAGGUGGAAAAUCCCACCGCAGUCCAGUGGGUUUAGUGGAGUACCAUGCGCAGGAAUCUGAUGGCCUGGUGUGUCUGCUGAAAAAGCCCUGCAAUCGGCCCCGGGGUGUCGAGCCCAAGGUGGGGGCUUUCGAGGAUCUGAAAGAGCAGCUCAUCAGGCAGUAUGUACAGCAGACAUGGAAGCUGAAGGGUGCCUCAUUGGAGCAGGCUAUCAUCAGUCAGAGGCCUCAGCUGGAGAAGCUGAUUGCCACCACGGCACACGAGAAGAUGCCCUGGUUUCAUGGGACCAUCUCACGGGAAGACUGUGAGCCACGUUUACUCAACAACCCCCGCACCAAUGGCAAGUUUCUAAUCCGGCAGCGAGAUAACAAUGGCUCCUAUGCACUCUGUCUCCUCCAUCAUGGCCAAGUCAUGCACUAUCGCAUCGACAGGGACAAAGCUGGCAAACUCUCCAUUCCUGAUGGAAAAAAGUUCGACACACUUUGGCAGCUGGUGGAGCAUUAUUCCUACAAACCUGAUGGCCUGCUCCGGGUGCUGACUGAACCCUGCCCACGACCUGAAGGCCCACCUGCACUUCCUGGAAAUCAUCCAGAUCUGGGUGGCCCAAGUGGAAUUCUCUCCAGAUUCAGAUCCGCUUCAUUCCCCAAACCUGGUCUCAAAAAGACAGCGUUAAAGAAGUGUAAAGAAAAGAUCUUAGAUGUUUGCCCUGGUAAGAUCACAACAUAUCUUCGCAGAAAUCACGAGACUGAUAAUCAUUAUGCUCAGAGGGAAACAAUGCUUGCCACAGAGGACUUACCCAUGAGCACUGAGGUGUAUGAGAGUCCAUAUGCUGACCCUGACGAACUACGCUCAACCACAGUGGACCGGAAAAACUUGCUCCUGGAGGAUGGAGAGCUUGGCUCAGGCAAUUUUGGCACGGUUCUAAGGGGAACCUACCAGAUGAGGAAAACACAGAAACCGGUAGCAAUAAAGAUCCUGAAGAACGGAGAAAACAAUGCUGCAGUAAAGGACGAAAUGCUUCGUGAGGCUCAAGUCAUGCAGCAGCUGGACAACCCCUACAUAGUGCGUAUGAUCGGCAUCUGUGAGGCCGAGAACCUCAUGUUAGUCAUGGAGCUGGCUGAACUCGGCCCUCUGAACAAGUAUCUGCAAAAAAACAGACUUGCCGUUAAAAACGUCACUGAGCUUGUGCAUCAGGUCUGUAUGGGGAUGAAGUACCUGGAGGAGCAUAACUUCGUUCACAGAGACCUGGCAGCCCGCAAUGUGCUGUUAGUCACCCAGCACUAUGCAAAAAUCAGUGACUUUGGCCUGUCCAAAGCCCUCACCAGUGAGCAUGAUUAUUACGAGUCUAAAGGUCAUGGUAAGUGGCCUGUGAAGUGGUAUGCGCCCGAAUGCAUGAACUACUUCAAGUUCUCCUGUAAGAGUGACGUGUGGAGCUUCGGGGUGCUGAUGUGGGAGGCUUUUUCAUACGGACAGAAGCCAUAUAAGGGGAUGAAGGGAAAUGAGGUUAUCCAGAUGAUUGAGAGUGGUGAGAGGAUGGCUGCUCCACCCAGCUGCCCAACUGAGAUGUAUAACCUCAUGAUGAAAUGCUGGACAUAUAAGUCGGAUGAGAGGCCAAGCUUUGCUGUGGUGGAGCCCAGGCUAAGAGACUACUACUAUGACAUUUCUCAGUGACCAGUUACCUGCUGGAAGAAAACUCAGACUGAAGAGUCAUUCUCUAGGAGCUGUUUGUACAUGGUUUUAAGGACUGGCCACACUGAUUUAUUUGACAUAAUUUACCUGCAAGCUUAUCCAAAAGCUGUUGUUGUUGUUUUUGUUUGUUUUUCAAGCCAAAAUUAUAAUCAGUGAGUGACAGCUUGUCUCGGUUAUUUUUCUACAUGUCUACAGACCUUACAAUUAGCAAUAAAUAGCAAAUUACAUUUUCACAUCACCAUUACUGCAUAUUUUUUAUCAUAGAACUAUUUUGUAUACCAUUCUAUUGUAUUUAAACAUGACCUUAUUUUACCUGUACCUGUUUCAUUAGUAGCAUUUUAUCAAAAAAGGUACCUUGUCAGGAACAUUCAAAGUACCUUUUACUGUUAUUAUAUAUUAUAGUUAGUGUGCAGGGGCACUGGUACAAGUUCUGAGCUCCCGAACAGGUUAAUGCACUGAGCCAACCCACCGUGGAAAUUUUUUGUUCUCCUUGUUGUCUCCCAUCCCUCAAACCACCAAACUUCAUCCCCUCCACCGUUUAUGGCAGCCCUGCUCGCCUGCUGUAAAUGUGACAUCUUUAUUAUCAAGCAUGCUAUAAGGCUUGGGAAUGUGAUGUCAUGACAUAUGGGUGAUCUGCCAUUUUGCCAGGGCGAGUCAGUCAAUUAAUCAGAUAGCCAGCCUACUGAAGUUUUCAUACAAACAGUGUUCUGAGUUUUCAAGUAGUUAUAGUAGGAAGCUAUUGUUCUGUUACAAAAAGGCAAAACCAGGGAAGAAGUUUCAGAGGUAAUAUAUGUAAGGAAUAAAACACGACAGGACAUCCUGUCAGGAUGAUGCUAGUACACCCUGAAAUUGAUUUUUUUUUCUCCUUAUAACAGCAUGUCUCAAAGUGCUUUUAUUCAUCUUAUAACACAGCAAUUUGCCAACAAUUAAAAUUAAUUUUACUAUUAAACUAUUAACUAUUAAACUACUAUUAAAGAAUAUCUUUUUUUUAAAAAAAAAAUCUGUUUAUAGUUACAUUUAAUGUUGUCCAUGAAACAAGUGAGUUUCAACUGAGUGUUAUAAAGCGCUGACACUGGAGACUCAUUCCAACGCUAAAUAAAUGCAUCCUAACAGAAAACUUCACCGUGUCAAUUUAAAAUCCCUUUAUAUGGAGUGUCUGCCAUUACAACUCCCUAUGGAAGCUGUUACUAUAAAAACUAUUGAAUGUGGAAUAAAACACAAUAAAACAGCAAUCGCUUUCAGCUCUCAGUAUGUGUGCACAAGUACUAACCCUUCCAAAAUGGCAGAACAUCCAAAAAUGCAGUGUGAAAUGACAUUGAUUCCCGUGCAUAUUCUUCCCAUGUUCGUGUGGGUUUCCUCCGGGUUCUCCAAUUUCCCCCACCUCUCAAAAACCUGCCAGUAGGUGGAUUGGCUAAGAUAAAUUGCCCUUAGUGUGAAUGUGUGUGUGUGUGUGAGACACCCAGUGUUUUUGUGACAGGCUCCAGAUUCACCACAACUCUGAUCAGGAUAAAGCAGUUAAUGAGAGAGAGAGAGAGAGAGAGAGAGAGAGAGCGCAAGAGAGAAUGAGUGCUAUUGAAUUAUAUCACAUAACAAACUAUUGCCAUGACAUUAAUGAAUGAAGAGCUACAGCAAACUUCUGUAUAUAAAAGCUUCGACUCAUAUGUUUUGUACAUAUCAAUAUUGAUAGUUCAUGAUCAACACUUAUGGUAGUCACAUCCAGACAAACUUCCUGAGAACGCCUUGUUUAUGUAAUACAGCUGCAUUUGACAUGAUUAAGAGCACGUUGAGUCGUCAUACUCCUAUAUCCAUUUCAUUUUUGCUCAUGUUGUAAGCAUGAAAUUUUGCAACUAUUAUUUUGUUCUUCCCUAAUAAUCUGUCAAACAAAAAUGGAUGAUUUUUAUAUUCGCUCUGACUUUUAUACAUUCAAAAGUAGAAAUCAUUAGUUAACAUCUGUCACUAAUGCUGCUGUGCCAGUAUCCUAGUAUCACUGAGAGUUCAUUGGUAAUUUUAUUAGUCCUCUUCCUACUUCUUCCUACUCCUGCUAUAGGCCCACUGUGUUCUGCUGGCAAGUUUACAUUUUAGUUCUCUUAUUUGAUUAUAUUUUAUUUUAGUCAACUUACAAUUUAAGAACAAACUUCUUCUCCUUAUUUGUUUUAUAUCUUCUUUUUUUGUUUUAUUCUCUUUAAUCUUAUUUUAUUAGCCCAUUCUCUUGUUUUGUGUGUGUUUUAGUGUUAACAUUUCUGUGUUACUUUAAAUUUAUUCAGUAUUAUCCCUUUAAAAUUAUUCGUUGAGAGAUUAAUUCUAUUAUACAGCACUUUGGCAGCCCUUGUUUUAAAUGUGCUUUAUAAAUAAAGUUGACUUGACUUCUUCCAGGUUUUCAUUAUCCACUGGUCUUCCACGCUCUGGCACAGAGUUCAAAUUGAAUAUGUGAUGCAUUUAAUUGGUCUAUGCACAAGCAGUUCUGUAAAGAAGUAAUAAAUAAAUAAACUAUUUUAAAACA
Molecule: messenger RNA, 4778 nt
Organism: Ictalurus furcatus (blue catfish)
Lineage: Eukaryota; Metazoa; Chordata; Actinopteri; Siluriformes; Ictaluridae
Gene: syk
Product: spleen tyrosine kinase
Exons: 15
Coding region: 377-2260 (627 amino acids)
Biological process (GO): cell differentiation; positive regulation of B cell differentiation; regulation of platelet aggregation
Cellular component (GO): extrinsic component of cytoplasmic side of plasma membrane; cytoplasm
Molecular function (GO): signaling receptor binding; ATP binding; non-membrane spanning protein tyrosine kinase activity
Source: RefSeq, a predicted model, not a curated record